AUGACAUCGAUAGGCACGGGUUAUGAUUUGCUCAACUCCAUCUUCUCUCCUGAUGGACGCAACUUCCAGGUCGAAUACGCAGUCAAGGCAGUAGAGAAUGGCGGUACCUCGAUCGGUAUUCGAGCUAAGGAUGGUGUUGUCCUGGCUAUCGAGAAGGUCGUUUCAUCCAAGCUCUUAAAACCCGGUGCCAACAAGCGUAUUGCAACCAUCGAUAGCCAUGUCGGAGCUGUAUCUUCUGGUAUGGUCCCUGAUGGACGUCACUUCGUUGAUCGCGCUCGCGACGAGGCCCAGAGCUGGCGACAGAACUUCAAGACCCCCAUCCCCACAUCCGAUCUUGCCAGCCGCAUGGGUGGCUACCUUCAGGCCUACACCAUGUACGGAUCAGUUCGACCAUUUGGCAUCACCGCUAUCGUGGGCGGCUACGAUACUCCCGAAGAGACCCCUGUCGAUGGAGAGGUUGGCUCAGGACCCAAGGUUGGCGCCGGUGGCAAGGUCGAGGGCAAGCACGGCGGUCCUUUCCUUUACAUGAUCGAGCCCAGUGGUAUGUACUGGGGUUACUACGGAGCGGCUACAGGCAAGGGUCGACAGGCUGCCAAGGCCGAGUUGGAGAAGCUUGACCUACCCGCUGGUAACAUUACCCUAGAGGAAGCUGUGAAGCAGGCUGCACGCAUCAUCUACAUUGCGCAGAAGGACAACAAGGAUAAGGAUUUUGAGUUGGAGAUGACCUGGAUCAGUGGGCCUGACGGCCCUACCAAGGGACGACAUGUUGAGGUGCCAAAGGAGCUACGGGAAGAGGCUGAACGAUUAGCAAAGGCUGAGGACGAUGAUGAUGACGACGAUGAGGAUGAGGAUGCAGAGGAUGACAAGAUGGAGGAUUAG
Fusarium mangiferae is the source of this 879-nucleotide messenger RNA. Its product is annotated as putative 20S proteasome subunit C1. Bases 1 to 879 code for a protein of 292 amino acids. Gene Ontology annotation, cellular component: proteasome core complex; proteasome core complex, alpha-subunit complex; nucleus. The record is from RefSeq and is a predicted model, not a curated record. NCBI's taxonomy places the organism in Eukaryota, Fungi, Ascomycota, Sordariomycetes, Hypocreales, Nectriaceae. The transcript has 3 exons. Gene Ontology annotation, biological process: ubiquitin-dependent protein catabolic process.